AAUACAUAUUCAGAAAAAAAAAGAUAAAUUCUACUACCACUAUUACCACUACUAAUAAUAAUAUUAAUAAUAAGGAAGAACAUAUCAUAUCUCAUUGUGGCUUAAUUAUGGACGUCUCAUUCUUACUGUCAAGUGCCAUGGUGCUUGGCCCUGUCGUUGGCUAUGUUGACCAAUAUGCCAUCAUUCGCAAGACACAAUCGAGUGCAGGUUUCAACUCGGCCACAUGUGCAAUUCUACUGUUUGCAAAUAUUCUACGUAUAUUUUUCUGGGUAGGCAAGCGGUUUGAUACUACACUUCUAGUCCAGUCGAUUGUCAUGAUCCUGGCCCAGUUGAUCCUAUUACAGGUUGUAGUCGAAUAUCAGCAUUCCAGCCCGUCUACUCUUUACGGAGACGUUCGGUCUUCCUUCUCUUCUAGUUCAUUGUUGGACGAAGACCUCCAGGCCGAAGCCGAAGGAUAUGAAAGCCGUCGUCCGUGGUACAGACUCCGAUUCUGGCAUUGGGAUCAUUACCUCGACUAUGUUAAUUGCUUAUUAGCCUUUACGACCAUUAUUGCCUUGUUGUAUUUCUUUUUACGUUCCUAUCCAGCAUUCAUUGAGGUGCUUGGUGCCUUGAGUUUAGGUAUCGAAAGUACACUUCCAAUGCCCCAAUGCAUCUCGAGCUUUAGACGAAAAUCUACUUCGGGAUUCAGUAAAUUGGUUCUUGCCAGUUGGUUUUUGGGAGAUGGAUUCAAGCUUUUUUACUUCAUUUAUACAAACUCUCCCCUUCAGUUUAUUAUUUGUGGUGCCAUUCAGCUCUCUAUUGACACUAUGAUUGUAGUCGAGUUUGUCAUAUUUUCGUCCCGUGUCAAGAAAUGGAUGGGUACCUCAACAAGUUGGUUGCGUGUGGGUGACGAGAAUGAUCCCGCUUUCUUGCAUGACGAUAGUGAACAUUGAACAUUGAAACCUGAAACUAUAACUUUAUUACAAGUCAACUUUAUUUAUCAUUUUUAUAAAAUAAACAAAUCAAGUAAAGAAGAAUCCUUG
Phycomyces blakesleeanus NRRL 1555(-) is the source of this 1022-nucleotide messenger RNA. RefSeq lists its product as hypothetical. Gene Ontology annotation, biological process: phospholipid translocation; retrograde transport, endosome to Golgi. Gene Ontology annotation, cellular component: endosome; trans-Golgi network. The record is from RefSeq and is a predicted model, not a curated record. NCBI's taxonomy places the organism in Eukaryota, Fungi, Mucoromycota, Mucoromycetes, Mucorales, Phycomycetaceae. The transcript is spliced from 6 exons. Bases 108 to 932 code for a protein of 274 amino acids.